Messenger RNA from Cylicocyclus nassatus, 381 nucleotides. NCBI's taxonomy places the organism in Eukaryota, Metazoa, Nematoda, Chromadorea, Rhabditida, Strongylidae. The record is from the annotation of a GenBank genome assembly.
AUGAGAAGAACGGCCUUGUGUGUACAACGUCAGCCAAAGCCUGUAAAAGAUGUUCCGUUCAAACGCGUUAUGCCGGUGCAUAAAGCUCAGCCGCAAAAAAGAACUUUCACUGACAAGGUGAGAUCUGAAGAGACCUACAUUCCACAUCUGGUCAAGAUUGAUGGUGAAGACGAACUUUAUGGAGAGGAUUUUACACAUGAACUCUCUUUUGCCCGAACUGAUCUAAGAAUGGAAAAUGCUACGGAGGAGGUAAAUUUGUACCAGUGCGUGUGCAACGGUGCAUUAGAUCUGAACAAGGCUGCGAGAUUGAUACUCAGACAGAAGAACAACGGAACAUUCAACCAGCAAGUUUACGAUGUAGAUACAUCCUGGUACAGAUAA